Molecule: messenger RNA, 1390 nt
Organism: Hippocampus comes (tiger tail seahorse)
Lineage: Eukaryota; Metazoa; Chordata; Actinopteri; Syngnathiformes; Syngnathidae
Product: oocyte zinc finger protein XlCOF20-like
Exons: 2
Coding region: 300-1208 (302 amino acids)
Source: RefSeq, a predicted model, not a curated record
CGCCGUCUCGGACUGGGUCGCCAGGAAGGAAAGACACCCUUGACCAAAUUCUCCUGAAUUUAUCGUCAAUGUGCUCAAACCCCCACUCGGGGGGGGGGGGGGUUCACUAUCAUUUCGCUGGACCAAAACAUCUUUCCUUGAAGCUUCGUGUCCGAUUAAAGUCGUCUCGGUGUACGUUGAUAUAUCUCGGCCUAGUUUAGCUUCGGGUAGCUUGCUAGCCGCUAACAAAGAGGUGCUCGUGCUCGACACAUCGCUACGCAGAGAUCUUAAGCGUAAAGCGUCGUAAUUUUCGUGUGAAAAUGUGCGCAAGAAGCAGAGCAGAGUACGAGGAGGAACUUUGUGGAGCAAAAGAGGACCACGAGCGACAACGUCAACUACUGGAAGCCAUUGGCAAGAUGCAGCCAAGAAUUGUUCUUCACAGAUUAGACAUCAGCAAAGAUGUUUGUCCUGAGCGUCUGGAUGCAGAAAUUAAAGAGGAAGAGAAGAGCAGAGAGGUCACCCACUUCAAGGAGGAAGAGGAGGAGCAGGCCCUUUAUAUUAAAAAAGAGGAGGAGCUAGAGCACCCAUGCACAAAAGAUGGUGACAACACAUCAUCGAAUGUUGAGGAUGAUGUUCAUGAUGAUGAGGAGGAGGAGGAUGAAGAGUCUGAUAGUGAUCUGACAUGUCACACUGACAAAAAACCCUGGAAAUGUCUUUGGUGUGGGAAGACGUUUCCUUAUAAGAGUCCUUUCAAAAGACAUAUGAGAAUCCACACUGGUGAAAAACCGUUCACCUGUUCAGACUGUGGCCGGAAAUUUUAUUGUAAGGGAGCCUUAAAAACACACACAAGAACCCACACUGGUGAGAAACCUUUUGCUUGCUUAGUUUGUGGCCAAAAAUACACUCAGAAGGCAACCUUAAAAUCACACGCCAGAAUGCAUACUGGUGAGAAACCUUUUUCCUGCUCAGUUUGUGGCCAAAGAUUCUUUUGGAUGCAAAACUUAAAAAGGCAUGCAACAACACACACUGGUGAGAAACGUUUUUCCUGUUCAGUUUGUGGCCAAAGAUUCUCUAGGAGGGAAAGCUUUAAAAAUCACAUAAGAACCUACACUGGGGAGAAACCAUUCACCUGUUCAGACUGUGGCCAAAUCUUCUGUCACAAGGGAAGCUUAAAAAGGCAUGCAAGAACGCACACUGGUAAGAAACUUUUUUUCCUGCUCACUUUGUGACCAAACAUUUUCGCGGAUGUCUCAGAUGAAGAAUCACAAGUGUGUUAAAGAGAUGAAUAGUUAUCAAUGAAGUUUUCACCCCGAUCUGAUCAGGCUUCAUGAAUCUGAACUCAUCUGGCUCUCCUGACAACCUUCAUUGUAGUUAUAAACCAUAAUUCCAUGUGUGUUCAUCUUAUCGUGUC